GCUCCUUGCUAUACACUUGUCAAAUCCUUCCGAAACCCGUUAAUAUAUAACAUUAAUAAAUAAAUUGACCUUUUUUUUUUCCUGCCCUAAAUUUACGUGUAGAACGCCACGUGUUGACGAAAAGUUUUGGGACAGUUGUCCUGUCUUGGUUGAGUCUCGUUUGUGAAUCCUUUUUUUCUCUUCCUCCUCGACUUUAUCCUUUUGUAGUUGCUUUGACUACUUCGCCUUUUCCCCGCAAGCCCCCUUAGUGUCCGCUCAUAUCAUGGUCGUGCUACUAUAACAUACGACGCGUUUUCCAACAUGAGGAACAGGCGCUGGGAUAACUUUGUCUUCGUGGUCGCUCUUCACGUCUUGUCCCUGUCACCGUCUGCCGGCAGUACGAUCCCCAACACGUCCGACGGGAGUGGUCCAGGGAGGUCCAGAUUGCGGGGAGCCAUCUCUAAACUGGAGCGCUAUGCGACCACAGUGCCACUGCUGCUGGAGGGCAAAGAGCGCAGACCUCUAAGCCAGCUCACGUCCAGGAAUUAUCCUUUGUCGCUCCGGCUAUUGGUUCGUGCUGAAGGGGAACAGCUGGUCUUGGUGCUGGAGAAAAACGAGGGCCUGUUUUCGAACCAUUACACUGAGACACAUUACCUGGAGGAUGGAAGUGCAGUCACCAACGCUCACAACUUUACGAAUAACUGCUACUAUCAUGGAAGGGUGCAAGGACAGCCGAACUCUGAUGUCACCCUUAGUGCUUGUUCAGGUCUCCGGGGCUUCAUCACUCUUGAGAACAAGACAUUCCUCAUUGAGCCGCUGUCUGACGCUGACAGAAGUACUCACUUCAUCUACCAAGUGGGAGAUCUCGAUCUGACCCCAGGAAGCUGUGGCCAUGGUUUCAACAUGUCUUCUAUUGCCUCUGACAGCCACCUUAGCAGCCCCUUCCAAUCUUUCAGCACUAGGCAUAAAAGACACACCCAGAAGACAACCAAAUAUGUGGAGCUGAUCAUUGUUGCAGAUAACAGAGAGUUCCAGAAACAAGGAAAGGACGUGGAGAGGGUGAAACAAAGACUGGCAGAGAUAGCCAAUUACGUGGACAAGUUCUACAGGGCCCUUAACAUCCGCGUGGCCUUGGUGGGUUUGGAGGUGUGGAGUGACUCUGAUAAAUGUCCCAUCAACCAAGAUCCCUUCACCACCCUGCACGAGUUCCUGGACUGGAGAAAAGUCAAAUUGCUGCCACAGAAACCUCAUGACAACGCUCAGCUCAUCAGUGGGGUUUAUUUCCAGGGCACCACCAUUGGCAUGGCCCCAAUAAUGAGCAUGUGCACAGUGGAGCAGUCCGGGGGCAUUGUCAUGGAUCACUCGGACAACCCACUAGGUGCGGCAGUGACUUUAGCCCAUGAGCUGGGACACAAUUUUGGCAUGAACCAUGACACCCCAGAGCGAGGCUGUGGCUGCAGGAUGACCGUAGACCGUGGCGGCUGCAUUAUGACCCCCUCCACAGGGUAUCCCUUCCCAACAGUGUUUAGUACAUGCAGUAAGAAGGACCUUGCUGCCAGCCUGGAGAAAGGUGUGGGCAUGUGUCUCUACAACAUGCCUGAGGUCAAGGUGCUCUACGGCGGCCAGAAGUGUGGCAAUGGAUACGUGGAAGAGGGAGAGGAAUGUGACUGUGGAGAGCCAGAGGAAUGCAUGAACCCAUGCUGCAACGCCACCACAUGCACCCUGAAGGCAGGCGCCGUGUGUGCCCACGGACAGUGCUGCGACGAUUGCAAGCUCAAACUGGCCGGCACCCCGUGCCGCGACUCCAGUAACUCCUGUGACCUGCCAGAGUUCUGUACUGGUGCCAGUCCUCACUGCCCUGCCAAUGUUUAUCUGCAUGAUGGCCAUGCCUGCCAUAAUGUGGAUGGCUACUGCUACAAUGGCAUCUGCCAGGCCCACGAGCAGCAAUGCAUCACCCUGUGGGGAUCAGGAGCCAAGCCUGCCCCUGGGAUCUGCUUUGAGAGGGUCAACUCCGCUGGAGACCCUUACGGGAAUUGUGGGAAGGAUUCCAAAGGCUCUUUUGCCAAAUGCGAAGCGAGGGAUGCAAAGUGUGGUAAAAUUCAGUGCCAAGGAGGGGCCAACCGUCCAGUGAUAGGAACAAAUGCCGUUUCCAUAGAAACCAACAUCCCUCUCCAAGAGGGAGGCCGUAUCUUGUGCCGAGGGACCCACGUUUAUCUUGGCGAUGACAUGCCUGACCCUGGGCUUGUUCUGGCGGGCACUAAGUGUGGCGAAGGCAUGAUGUGCCUGAAUCGCCAGUGUCAGAAUGUCAGUGUGUUCGGCGUGCAUGAGUGCUCGGGGAAGUGCAACGGACGUGGGGUGUGCAACAACAAGAAGAACUGCCACUGUGAAGCACACUGGGCUCCUCCAUUCUGUGAGAAAGCAGGCUUUGGAGGUAGCAUUGACAGCGGGCCAAUGAGACUGGCAGCCGACAGUGUGGUGGUCACAGUGACCAUCCUGGUCACCCUGGUUAGCCUUUUGGGGGCAACCUUCAUCAUCUUCUUGAAGAGGAAGACUCUGCUACGCCUUCUCUUUACCAACAAGAACAGCAGCAUGGAGAAACUGAGAUCUUUGGAGGCAAACAGACCAACCAGCCCCACCAGAACCCAGUCGGUGUACAGAGCUUCCCCACAGCGCAAACCUCCACCCACACCCAGUGGAGCCAGCAUCUAUAAGUCGCCUCUCUUGAGCUCAGAGCCUCUUCUCCCUCCUCACAACUUCCACUCACACAGCCUACGCAGAUUACCCCUCUACCAACCCCUGCACAUCAGCCACCCCAUGCCUGUGUCCCUCAGCGUAGGCCAGCCCACCCUGCCACCCGUGCCAGCCCACCACAGGGUUCUGCCUGUCCAGACGUCCUAUUCACCACCGAUGGUGCCACCCUUCCACAGCCUGCCCCGCCAGCAGUCAACCUACAGGAUGGACCAGGACUUUGAGAAGCCCAGUCCACCCCAGAAGCCCUUGCCUGCAGACCCACUUGGGAGGAGCGCUCGGCUUGCUCGCGGCACCGUUGCAAUGGGCGUCCAGAUCCCCGGCACGGGACCCCUCGCUAUACCAAUUCCCACCGUGCCCAGACCUCCCCCAACCAUCUCUCUACCCAGCAGGCCCGUGCCCAUCUUACCCUUUAAACCGCCAAAGACUCUCAAGGACUCCUGAGCUCGAGGCACUGGCGGAGCAACACCCCUACCUACAGAUGGAGACAUCCUUUAUUUGCACUAGGACCUUUCGGACAGUCGGAAGCAUCUCGGAGUUCGGAAAGGGAAAAGGGGGCCGACAUCACACUUUGGUGCUAUCCCUCUCUAAGGUGCUAUGUUGUCCUCGCUCAGGUACCAAGUUACUAUUUAACUUUGAUAUUUAUUGUUUACCUUGUGCACGGAGCACUCUGACGGACACUUUGGAGUACACUGAUUUUCCUGGUGGAGUACAGGAAACUGUAAAACCAUACACGGUGUCGUCUAGGGAUAUUCUUUUACAUCCUUUUGUGAUUUUCAUACUGUAAGUGGGAAACAAGUGUUGUAUUUGAGGGGGUUGUAACCCAUGAAGUUGCUUGAAAAAUAGUGGACAAAGGAAUUUUUUUUUUGGACUAUGAUAAGAAGAGAUGGAGUACAACUCAGUGAGUGUUGGGUGUAACUUAACAACCCCACCGAGCAGUUUUGGGGGAAAAUGUAAUUUUUCAUUGUUUUACAUCAGUUGUUUAUUGUCUGCUCCAUUCAGACUGUCACGGUGGUAUACAGUGUAUAUUCAUCAAAGCAUCUUUUUAAAAUGAAGCGAAAGUGGAUUUAUGGACACGCUGCAGUUUUUAUUUACUUUUAAUUAUAUUUGACAGUGUUACUGUUUUUAUCCACAUGAGAUGGAUUCGAGAGAUUUUGGACCCACAUAAAAAGCAACUCUGACUAACCUUGAAUUUUUCAUCAUGGGAUACGUCUUGACAGCUCAUUCAGAACCCGAACAGCUAGCCAGGGCUCUUGUAUUCCCAUAUAAGUUCCUUUUUUUGUAGAAAUGUGCAGGCUUGAAAGAUGCUGUUCUCAUCCAAUUAACACCAAGCCUAUGACACACUGCUCUGGGUAUUUGCUGGCUCCCCCGCAACAAGCGAUCAUACUUGUGGAGCAGACUUGCAGAGUCAGUAAUUUGACAGACGGAUCAUGUGCCAGAUAAUUACCAAGAGGAAAACAAUACAGCGGUAAGCCUGGUGUGUUUUAUCCUGCAAACAUCUUCACACUAAGCUGAUACUCACUGUGUGAGCCAACGAGGAUGACUUCAGGGCUGUGACCAUCUACGUCCUACCUAGACUGAAUCCAAUGAGUUAUUUAUUUGACUUUUCUCUUUUUUUUUCUUUUCUAUUUUGGCUUUAUAACAUUCCAUUUGGAUUUUGUAUGGCUUUUUAAUAAUUCUCUGACUUGGUGAACGUUCGUCUAUUCAUAGCACUGCUUGUUGGAAACUGGACACUGGGUGUGUUGCACAUUGAACUUGGCACUUUCCUUGAGAUAUCCUUGAGAUGAAAUUACCCCCCCCCUUUUUUUUCCCCUCAGUUGUACCCAUCCAAUUACCCCACUCUUCCGAGCUGCUUCACCCCUUCUGCCGAUCCGGGGAGGGCUGCAGACUACCACAUGCCUCCUCCGAUACAUGUGGAGUCGCCAGCCGCUUCUUUUCACCUGACAAUGAGGAGUUUCACCAGGAGGACGUAACGCGUGGGAGGAUCACGCUAUUCCCCCCAGUUCCCCCUCCCGCCUUAACAGGCACCCCCAACCAACCAGAGGAGGCGCUAGUUCAGCGACCAGGACACACCCACAUCUGGCUUCCCACCCACAAACACGGCCAAUUAUAUCUGUAGGGACGCCUGGCCAAGCCAGAGGUAACACGGGGAUUUGAACCGGCCAUCCCCGUGUUGGUAGGCAAUGGAAUAGACCGCCAUGCUACCCAGACACCCCCUAGAUGAAAUUAUUUGAUUCGUUUGCUUUCUAUUAUUGAUUCACCCAUUGAAAAUCUUGUAAAACAAGUGUUCACUCGUUUUUUCUGUCUUAAGAUUGCGUCGGUGUUUAUUGCCGUCACAUCAAGCUCUGGCUAAUGCGUUGUGUUUGUCCUUGUAUGUCUCCUCACCGUUGUGGAAUGAGUUGGUCACUUCACAAAAUUUAGCAUCUGUAACGCCAUGCAUACUUAGGUUCUGUAGUCAGUCUGAAGUGCAAAUGUACUCACUCGCUCUUCUGUUGGAGGUAUUAGAUGUUUCCGUAACACACACCGAUAAUAACGAGGUGGACUUACAGCUCUCCAUUUGAAAAUAUUUAUGUUCAGUGCUGUGUCUUUGUUAAUCUUAAGUGUCAAUGCCAUUUGUAAAUCCCACAUGUACCGUGUUGAUUUGCAUAAGUGUAUGGUGUACAAUGUUCAAAAGCGGAUGUAAAUUGUAGAUAUUGUGUCAGUAAUCAUGUCUUCUUAAUUUUCCAAUAUUUUUUUUUGUAUUUUGGGGGGGGGGUUUGUUGUUUUUUUACAUAUGCAGAAAGCUUCAUUGAGGCCAUGCCCCA
Messenger RNA from Lampris incognitus (smalleye Pacific opah), 5531 nucleotides. It is a transcript of the gene adam12b, whose product is annotated as ADAM metallopeptidase domain 12b. Bases 301 to 3171 code for a protein of 956 amino acids. Gene Ontology annotation, biological process: proteolysis. The record is from RefSeq and is a predicted model, not a curated record. NCBI's taxonomy places the organism in Eukaryota, Metazoa, Chordata, Actinopteri, Lampriformes, Lampridae. Gene Ontology annotation, molecular function: metalloendopeptidase activity. The transcript has 23 exons.